AUGGAGGAUCGGUUCAACACACCUACUACUAACGUCAUAGAGCUCGAGGCCAUGGGACAUCGACUCCGGGUUACCCAGGACCCCAAUUCCAAGCACGUGGGCACGACUGUGUGGGACUCCAGCAUUGUCGUCCUCAAGUACCUGGAGCGGCACAGUAACAAGGGGGAGUUUUCCCGGGCAAAGCUCAAGGGCAAGCGGGCCAUAGAGCUGGGGGCUGGCUGUGGCCUCGCUGGCUUGGGGUUUGCGCUGCUGGGGUGUGACGUGGUGCUGACAGACGAGGCGUUGGUGCUGCCUCUGCUGUUCCGCAACGUUACCCGCCUGCAGUCCCAGGCCGCCAUGGACGCUGCUGCUGACUCCUUCCUCGGCAGUGUGGGAUCAGUGGAGGUAGCAGAGCUAUGGUGGGGCAACGCACAUCACAUAGCCCAAGCCGGCCCGCCUUUUGAUGCCAUCGUUGCCACUGACGUGGUGUAUGUAGAAGACUCUGUCCCGGCUCUCCUCGCAACCAUGCUUGCUCUCUCCCAUCCCCGCACUCCCAUUCUCCUUGGGUAUGAGUUCCGCUCGGCCACAGUGCAUGACCGCCUGCACGCAUACGCGAAGCAGAUGUUUGACGUCAAGAAGGUCCCUGCUACCAAGCUCCAUGCAGAGUACCAACACCCGUCCAUCGAUGUGUUCAUCAUGAAACGCAAGGCCGCGCCCACACUGCCUCCUGAAGUGAGAACGAUUCUUGAAGAGGUGCAAUUCAUGAUGACGAAUCAGGGCCUGCCAUGUGUCCACAUCACCAGCCUUCUAGACAGCACAGCAAAACCAGGAGAAUCCCCUAGCAAACAACAUCCAGAGCAAGGGGACAAGGAAGAAGUUCCCGAGGAGGUUGUAGGGAAGAGAGAUAGUUCGCAAGAGGAAACAACGGAAGAGGAAGACGAGGAGGGGAGGAACGGAGGAGGGGAGAGUGAGGGAGACGGUGUGUUUGCUCGUCCGUCAGUGGACGAGUUUUUCCCAAGCCCGUGCGGCCAAGAUGACCAGAUAUUUGCUCGCAAGGUUCACCAGGAGACGCUUGCAAGACGAGGAGAGAGUGAGGGGGGGGCGUUGCCAUCGAGUCAAGAAAAUGGGAGUGAGGAGUGGGAAGAGCGGAGAUCAGGAGCCAUGGCUGCAAGAUUACUUGCGGAUGUGAAGGUCCCGUCCGGUUCCAGUGGGUGA
This is a messenger RNA of Closterium sp. NIES-65, 1194 nucleotides long. The record is from the annotation of a GenBank genome assembly. Lineage: Eukaryota; Viridiplantae; Streptophyta; Zygnematophyceae; Desmidiales; Closteriaceae.